Pipistrellus kuhlii (Kuhl's pipistrelle) is the source of this 1878-nucleotide messenger RNA. Its product is annotated as acid sphingomyelinase-like phosphodiesterase 3b. The coding region runs from base 257 to 1630 and encodes 457 amino acids. Gene Ontology annotation, molecular function: sphingomyelin phosphodiesterase activity. The transcript has a single exon. Gene Ontology annotation, biological process: sphingomyelin catabolic process. The record is from RefSeq and is a predicted model, not a curated record. NCBI's taxonomy places the organism in Eukaryota, Metazoa, Chordata, Mammalia, Chiroptera, Vespertilionidae.
GCUUAUCACAGCGGGACGGGCGCUUUCUAUUUCAGAGUCCAAAGGUCUGGCUGGCGAAGCACCUCAGAAGCGCCCAGUUCACGCCCUGCUGGGCAAAGGGAAAGCCAGAGGAGGCUUCCAUGUCUGGAACCACCAGGUGACAGGACAGGAAGCUCUGCUCAGGGGAGCAGCCACCAUUACCUACUUAGGAAGCCGGAGGCUCGAACAACAGCUCCUGGAAAAAAAUCCCACGUUCCCUGGGACACAAGCCCCAAGGAUGAGCCUGCUCACGCUGCUGGUGUUCCUGGCCCACUGGGGAGUCGCCAGGGCUGGAGCGGGGAGGUUCUGGCACAUCUCGGACCUGCACCUUGACCCUGACUACAAGGUGUCCACAGACCCCCUCCAGGUAUGCCCGUCAGCUGGCUCCCAGCCGGUGCACAACGCAGGCCCCUGGGGUGACUACCUCUGCGAUGCUCCCUGGGCCCUCAUCAACUCCUCCGUCUACGCCAUGAAGGAGAUCGAGCCCGAGCCAGACUUCAUCGUCUGGACGGGGGAUGACACCCCUCACGUGCCAGACGAGAGGCUGGGAGAGGCGGCGGUGCUGGGCAUGGUGGAACGCCUGACCCAGCUCAUCAGAGGGGUCUUUCCAGACACCAAAGUAUACGCUGCUUUGGGAAAUCACGACUUUCACCCCAAAAACCAGUUCCCCGCGGGGAGCAACGCUAUCUACGAUCAGAUAGCGGAACUGUGGAGACCCUGGCUCAACAACGAAUCCAUCGCUCGCUUUAAAGAAGGCGCGUUCUAUUCUGAGAAGCUGCCGGGGACCGCGGGGCGCAUCGUGGUCCUCAACACCAACCUGUACUACGCCAACAACGAGCAGACGGCCGGCCUGGCCGACCCUGCCCAGCAGUUCCAGUGGCUGGAAGACGAGCUGAGCCACGCGUCCAGCGCUGGGGAGAUGGUGUACAUCCUCGGCCACGUGCCCCCGGGGUUCUUCGAGAAGAAAAUGCACAAGAUGUGGUUCCGGGAGGGAUUCAACGAGAGGUACCUGCAGGUGGUCCAGAGGCAUCACCGCGUCAUCGCGGGGCAGUUCUUCGGGCACCACCACCUGGACAGCUUUCGGAUGUUCUACGACGAUGCAGGCGCCCCCAUCAGCGUCCUGUUCCUCACCCCGGGGGUCAGCCCGUGGAAAACCACGUUACCCGGCGUGGUGAACGGGGCCAACAACCCGGGCAUCCGGCUGUUCGAAUACGACCGGGCCACGCUGAGCCUGAGGGACGCGAUGACUUAUUUCCUGAACCUGAGCCAGGCGAACGCUGCGCAGGGGACGGCGCGCUGGGAGCUGGAGUACCAGCUGACCCGGGCCUACGCGGUGCCCGAUGCGGGCGCCCGCUCCAUGCACCAAGCGCUGGGCCGCAUCGCCGGCGACCUGGGCGCGCUGCAGCGCUACUACGUGUACAACUCGGUCAGCUACGACACGCGGGCCUGCGACCAGGGGUGCCGCGCCGAGCACGUGUGUGCCAUGCGCGCGGUGGCCUCGGACGCGUAUGCCGCCUGCCUGCGCGCCCCCGCCGCCGCGCCCGCGCCCGGGCUCCUGCUCCCGCUGCUGCUGGCGGCGCAGCUCGGCCUGAGCGCAUGGCUCGCCUGGUGACCCGGGUGCCGCAUGGUGACCGGGGUGCCGCCUGCUGCUGGAUCUCUGGGUUUGCCUUCCCCAAGCUGGGUCCAUUGGGGCCAGCUGUCACCCACUGAGGGCUGGACUUUUUCAUUUUCCCGGCGUUCGCAGGUGAACGGGGAUGGGCAGCCAGAUCGGGAAAGAAGCUCAGAGACCCUUCUACCACAAGCCCAGUUCUUUCAAGUUUUACGUUUUAUAUGUAUUUAGAAAGCUCACGAUGGAUCUUA